UGUGUGUAGUACUGGUGGUUAUUUGUGGUUCUCUGUGCACAAAUGUUAUCUUCUUUGCUAACAGUCACCAAACAGACAUUAGCUAUCAUUGAAAGAAUGUGAUAAAAUGCUUUUACAUUCAUUAUGUAUAUUGCAGCAAUAAUGUAAGGCUGACAUAAAGUCCCUAGGCACACUUAGACUUGCCACUAGGCAUACCAUUUGGGAACGAUAGAUUAAGGCUAUCAAACUUCUGAUGUGGCUUCAUAAUAAAUACAAAUGCAAACAAUCAGAAAUAAUCAACUCUCUUAAAAAUCCUGUAUUCAAGUAGGUAAAACCAAGGUAUUAUGAGGCUUUUGGAGUGCCUUGCAAGGCCUGAAUGGCAGUCUGUCGUGGGCAUACCUUGCCUCUUGCCCUGUGACUGCUGAGAUAAGUUCCAAAGUCCCACGGGACCCAUGGAUGGAUUAUUUGUUGGCAUAUUGUCGAUUUGCCCUUCUUGGACCUUACGCCUGCCGUAGCUGUCAGUACAGCCCAAUGACAGUCACUGGUAUUCACUAGCUACUCGUUGAGAGACGCUUGAAAGAAGAUGCUUGUGUUUCUGUAGUUCUUCCAAGGGUAGUUAACAUGUCUCUCAAUGGAGGGGGAAGCAGAGGAUUUUAUUUCAACACCGUCCUGUCUUUGGCAAGGUCGCUGGCAGCUCACCGGCAGGCACCGAUAGACAAGGUUCAGAAGCUGCAAUGCAUGUGUCCAGUGGACUUCAGAGGAACCUUCCAGCUAGAUGAAAGGAGAAGAGAUGCUGUGAUUGCACUUGGCAUUUUUCUAGUCGAGUCAAACCUGCAGCACAAAGAUGCUAUUGUUCCCUACCUUCUUGGGCUGCUUAAAGGACUCCCUAAAGUUCAGUGGAUUGAGGAAAGCUCAGAACGCAAAGGAAGGGAUACCCUUCCUGUGGCAGAGAACUUCAGCUUUUGUCUUGUGACAUUGUUGUCGGAUGUUGCCCAAUGUGAUGAAACCUUACGAGGGCAGAUCCUGGACGCAGUUAUGGACAUCAUGCAGGUCCUGCAAGAUAUCUGCAAAAAUCCAGAAGCUCAUGACAAAGAAUACCUAUGUAGGUACACUGUGCCCACCUUACUUGGUGUUGCAAGAGCAUUUGGCCGAUACAGCAACACUGACGAGUCGUUACUAUCCAAGCUGUUUCCUCGACCAGUUGCUCCCUUGCUGUCCACAAAUGAUGAUAGUGAUACUGUCCGCCGACGGUCCUUCAAUGACUUCCGUUCAAUCCUACCAAGCUCUUUGCUCACAGUUUGUCAGGGAGACUCUCUGAAACGCAAAGGCUCCUCUGUGUCCAGUGUGUCACAACAGGCCAGUCCAGAGAGAGCAGGUCUGACACCUAACUCACCCGCUGAUCCCUCUGCACAGUACUUUGAAGGUUCUUACCUCCCCGAUGGCAGUGCAGUGGACCCUGACUACUACUUCUCCACCAUCAGCUCCAGCUUCUCUGUGUCCCCUCUUUUCACUGGAAGCAGCACUGGAGAGUUUCAUGUCCCUCUAGAUAUGCUCAGACAACUCCUUCACAUGGUUCAACAGUUUGUCUCUGAGUCAUUUUUAAAAUCACUGGAUGACACCUUGGCAGAACUUCAAGUGGUGAAUCCUGGUCUUCAUCUCUACUACAAAACCUUCAGUGAUCCUCUUUAUGUAGCCAUAUUUAAAAUGCUGAGAGACACUCUGUAUAAUAUGAAAGAACUUCAGACAGACUAUGUGAAGGAGGUUCAUGACUUUGUACUGGAGCAGUUUAGCAGCAGCCAGUCAGAGUUGCAGAGGAUUCUUCAUGAUGUUGAGUACCUCCAGAGUGAACUGAGCCCACUCAAACUGCGCUGUCAGGCUAAUGCCGCCUGUGUAGACCUCAUGGUGUGGGCUGUUACUGAGGAGCAGGGAGCUGAGAACCUUUGCACCAAGCUCUCAGAGAAACUGCAAUCAAAGACAUCCAGUAAAGUCAUCAUUGCUCACAUGCCCCUCCUCAUUUGCUGCUUACAGGGUUUGGGUCGUCUGUGUGAACGCUUUCCAGUGGUGGCCCACUCUGUUACCACAUCCCUGAGAGACUUCUUGGUUGUGCCCUCUCCUGUUUUGGUGAAGUUGUACAAAUAUCACAGCCAGUACACCCCAGGUGGUAGUGAAAUAAAGAUUCAUGUGACCAAUGAACAUUCCCAGUCAACACUCAGCACCCAUUCGAGCAAGAAGAGCCAGCCGUCCAUGUAUGAGCAGCUUCGGGACAUCUCCAUUGAUAACAUCUGCAGGUGCCUUAAAGCUGGCCUGACUAUGGAUAAUGUCAUUGUUGAAGCUUUUCUCGCCAGUCUGUCGAAUCGCCUUUAUAUCUAUCAGGAAAAUGACAAGGAUGCUCACUUGAUUCCAGACCACACAAUCAGGGCUUUGGGUCACAUUGCUGUGGCCUUACGGGACACCCCCCGAGUAAUGGAGCCCAUCCUUCAGAUUCUGCAGCAGAAGUUCUGCCAGCCUCCCUCCCAGCUUGAUGUCCUCAUCAUAGACCAACUUGGAUGUAUGGUCAUCACAGGGAAUCAAUACAUCUACCAGGAAGUUUGGAAUUUGUUCCAGCAGAUCAGUGUCAAGGCAAGCUCCAUGGUUUACUCUACCAAAGAUUACAAAGAUCACGGAUACAGACACUGUUCCUUGGCUGUUAUAAAUGCACUGGGUAACAUAGCAGCAAACCUUCAGGCUGAGCAUAUGGUUGACGAGCUACUAGUGAACCUGCUAGAACUCUUUGUUCAGCUGGGCUUAGAGGGCAAGAGAGCUAGUGAGAGGGCCUCAGACAAGGGCCCAGCUCUGAAGGCAUCAAGCAGUGCCGGAAAUCUUGGAGUCCUUAUUCCAGUCAUUGCAGUGCUGACAAAGAGGCUACCACCAAUCAAGGAGGCAAAGCCACGCCUGCAGAAGCUCUUUAGAGACUUCUGGCUCUACUCCGUAGUCAUGGGAUUUGCUGUGGAGGGUUCAGGUUUGUGGCCAGAGGAGUGGUAUGAAGGGGUUUGUGAGAUAGCGACCAAAUCACCAUUGCUCACAUUUCCCAGUGGAGAACCUUUACGCUCAGAGCUGCAGUACAACUCUGCCCUGAAGAAUGAUACUGUCACUCCGGCAGAGCUGAAUGAUCUACGCAGUACCAUCAUCAACCUGCUGGAUCCUCCUCCAGAGGUGGCUGCUCUCAUCAACAAGCUGGACUUUGCCAUGUCCACAUAUUUGCUGUCUGUUUACAGAUUGGAGUAUAUGAGGAUGCUGCAUUCUCUGGACUUGGACCGCUUUCAGGUUAUGUUUCGAUACUUUGAGGACAGAGCAAUACAGAAGGAUAAAUCUGGUAUGAUGCAGUGUGUGAUUGCUGUUAGCGACAAGGUUUUUGAGGUCUUCCUGCAAAUGAUGGCUGAGAAACCAAAAACCAAAGCCCAUGAGGAGGAGCUUGAACGCCACGCUCAGUUCCUCCUGGUGAACUUCAACCACAUCCACAAAAGGAUCCGUAGAGUGGCUGACAAAUACUUGUCUGGCUUGGCUGAAACUUUCCCCCACUUGUUGUGGAGUGGCCGUGUCCUGAAGACUAUGCUGGACAUUCUGCAGACUCUUUCCCUCUCACUCAGUGCAGACAUUCAUAAAGAUCAGCCUUAUUAUGACAUCCCAGAUACACCAUACAGAAUCACUGUCCCAGACACGUAUGAAGCCAGAGAGAGCAUAGUGAAGGAUUUUGCGGCACGCUGUGGAGAAAUUCUUAAAGAGGCUAUGAAGUGGGCUCCAUCUGUGACCAAAUCCCACCUACAGGAGUAUCUAAACAAACAUCAGAACUGGGUAUCAGGCCUCUCCCAGCACACAGGUCUAGCCAUGGCCACAGAAAGCAUCCUGCACUUUGCCGGUUACAACAGGCAGAGCACCACACUGGGGUCCACUCAACUAACUGAGAGGCCAGCCUGUGUGAAAAAGGACUACUCAAACUUCAUGGCCUCUCUCAAUCUCAGGAACAGAUACGCUGGAGAGGUAUCAGGUAUGAUCAACUUUGCCCAGGCAGUCCGGGGACAGUCUGAUUUGGGCCGACUGAUGAUUAAACAGUUGGGAGAGGCAUUAGACUCUGCACAGCCUGAGGCUUUUACUGAGGCUAUGUUCAAACUGACUGCCUUGCUCAUCAGCACCAAAGAUUGUGAUCCUCAGCUCCUGCACCACCUGUGCUGGUCUCCACUCAAGAUGUUUACAGAACAUGGUAUGGAAACAGCAAUCGCCUGUUGGGAGUGGCUGCUGGCGGCACGUAUAGGAGUGGAAGUACCGUUCAUGCGAGAGAUGGCAGGAGCAUGGCAGAUGACUGUGGAGCUGAAGAUGGGCUUGUUCUCGGAUGCUCAGGUGGAGGCUGAUCCUCUGGCUGCCUCAGAGGAAAGCCAGCCCAUCCCCUGCCCUCCAAAUGUUACCCCUCACCAUGUCUGGAUAGAGUUUCUGGUCCAGAGAUUUGAGAUAGCAAAAUACUCCAGUGCAGAUCAAGUGGAAAUCUUUGGCAGUUUGAUGCAACGCUCUCUGUCUCUAGAUGUUGGUGGGGCUAAGAACAGCCUCAACCGCCAUGUAGCUGCCAUUGGACCUCGCUUCAGGCUGCUCACUCUUGGUCUGGCUUUGCUCCACUCUGACGUCGUCACCAAUGCAACUGUAAGAAAUGUGCUUCGGGAGAAGAUCUACUCUACUGCCUUUGAUUACUUCAGUGUGGCUCCAAAGUUCCCCACCCAGGGUGACAAGCGUCUCCGUGAGGACAUCAGCAUCAUAAUCCGUUUCUACGCCAGCAUCCUGUCUGACAAGAAGUACCUGGCAGCCUCUCAUUUGGUCCCACCUGGUGAGCUUGGUACUACCCCAGCCCCGAGCACGCUCUCUGCUGGGAUAUUUGGAUCGCUUAUCGUGUCCAGCACUUCUCCAAUAUCUAUCUUAAAUAAUCAGGACGCAUCUUUGAACAGCCUGUCAGUGAUGAACGCUGCUGAUCUGAGGGGCAACAUGGAUUCCAGCUCCCGCACCCAACAGACUGGCCAGGGAUGGAUCAAUACCUACCCGCUGUCGAGUGGCAUGUCCACCACAUCCAAAAAAUCAGGCACAUCCAAGAAAAGUAACAGAGGAACGCAGCUUCACAAAUACUACAUGAAACGCAGGACUCUGUUGCUGGCAUUACUGGCUAGUGAGAUCGAACGGUUGACAACGUGGUACAACCCCCUCUCCACACAAGAGCUGGCCAUUGCCACAGAGCAGUCAGUGGAGACAAGCAUCGCGAACUGGAGGUCCAAAUACAUCAGCCUGACAGAGAAACAGUGGAAGGACCACGUCAACCUGGCCUGGAGUAUCGCUCCAUUCCUGGCUAUGCAAUUACCAACAAGAUUUAAGAAUGACGCCAUUGUUGCUGAAGUGACCAGACUUGUGAGACUGGACCCUGGUGCAGUCAGUGAUGUGCCCGAGGCUGUCAAGUUCCUGGUGACAUGGCACACUAUUGAUGCUGACUCCCCUGAGUUGAGCCACAUCUUGUGUUGGGCUCCAGCUGACCCGCCCACUGGUCUGUCCUACUUCAGCAGCAUGUACCCUCCUCAUCCCCUUACUGCUCAGUACGGGGUUAAAGUGCUACGCUCUUUUCCUCCAGAUGCCAUCUUAUUCUACAUUCCUCAGAUUGUUCAGGCUCUGCGUUAUGACAAGAUGGGUUACGUGAGAGAAUAUAUCCUGUGGGCAGCCCAGAAGUCUCAGCUUCUUGCCCACCAGUUCAUCUGGAACAUGAAGACCAACAUCUUUAUGGAUGAAGAGGGCCACCAAAAAGACCCUGACAUUGGGGAGCUGUUGGAGCAGAUGGUUGAGGAGAUCACAGGUUCACUGUCAGGUCCUGCCAAAGAUUUCUACCAGAGAGAGUUUGACUUCUUCAACAAAAUCACCAACGUUUCUGCUAUUAUCAAGCCAGUUCCAAAGGGCGAGGAGAGAAAGAGAGCUUGCCUCAAAGCUCUGUCCGAUAUCAAAGUGCAGCCAGGUUGUUACCUCCCUAGUAAUCCUGAAGCCAUAGUACUGGACAUUGAUUACAAGUCUGGAACACCUAUGCAGAGUGCUGCCAAGGCUCCCUAUCUGGCCAAGUUCAAGGUGAAGCGCUGCGGAGUGAGUGAACUUGAGAGGGAGGGUCUCCGCUGCCCAUCAGACUCUCUGGAAGAUGGAGAGGAGAAUCCAGAUGGGUCAAAGAAGGUUUGCUGGCAGGCCGCCAUCUUCAAAGUGGGAGAUGACUGCAGACAGGAUAUGCUUGCACUGCAGAUCAUAGGGCUUUUUAAGAAUAUCUUCCAGCUGGUCGGCCUGGAUUUGUUUGUCUUCCCUUACAGAGUGGUGGCUACUGCACCAGGGUGUGGCGUGAUUGAGUGCAUCCCGGAUUGUAAAUCCAGGGACCAGCUCGGUAGACAGACUGACUUUGGAAUGUAUGAUUACUUCCGGAAUCAGUAUGGUGAUGAAUCCACCCUCGCCUUCCAGAAGGCUCGUUAUAACUUCAUCCGCAGUAUGGCCGCUUACAGCCUUUUGCUGUUCCUGCUGCAAAUCAAAGACAGGCACAACGGCAACAUCAUGCUGGACAGCAAGGGCCACCUCAUUCACAUAGAUUUUGGCUUCAUGUUUGAGAGCUCUCCUGGAGGUAACCUGGGCUGGGAGCCAGACAUCAAGCUGACAGAUGAGAUGGUGAUGAUCAUGGGAGGCAAGAUGGAGGCCACACCUUUUAAAUGGUUCAUGGAGAUGUGUGUCAGAGGAUAUCUGGCUGUACGCCCAUACAUGGAUGCAGUAGUUUCUCUAGUGACCCUCAUGCUGGACACUGGACUCCCAUGUUUCAGAGGACAAACCAUAAAACUUCUCAAAGGACGUUUUAAUCCGCAAAUGAGUGAAAAAGAAGCGGCAGCAUUCAUCAUCAAAGUCAUCCAAAGCUGUUUCCUCAGUAGCAGGAGCAAGACAUACGACAUGCUGCAGUAUUACCAAAACCAGAUUCCAUACUGAAGAUAAUCUCCCAGCCUUCCACUGUGCAUCCAGAACAAACGAGCAAUGCUGUGUUUUUAUAAAACUGAAUGAGGUGGUGGUCCCGAACACUACUCUGCUCCUCAGAGUUUGGCAAAAAUGAUGCACUUUAACGCUAAAUCAUCUCAUUCUCAUGUAAUUACUUACACAAGACUGAAAAAUGAUGUGUGUCGUUUACUAAACAGGUAUCUGAAAGGCCCUUUAAGUAUUUUCUUGAUGCUGUUACUUGUUACUGUGCAACACUAACUUAAGGGUCACAUUAGAGGAACUUGGCCUAAAAGGGAGCCAUCUUUACAGUGUUUGUAAAAAGCAGCUGUUAUCAUUUUGUUCCUAUGCUGUUACCCAUUUUGAUGCACUUUAUUGAGUACAGUAUUUCUGCAGCUUCACCUGCCUACAGUCAAGAGAUUAAAGCUCAAAUGUAAGACAUUAAAAUACUCUGAAGAAAUGUAGAUGUUUUUAAAUUCAUCCAAAAUGAAUGCAGCAGUCAAUCAACAUUUAACCAGUAGUCUUUAGAAAUGUAAAGGUGUUUAGAGAAUCAGACAUACUUAUGCUGUAGCUUGUACUGUAGAUUAUUUGCUGUAGAAUCACAUCAGCACAGGCGGUUUUCUGUGAUGUAUGUGUAGGGUUAUGUGUGACAAACUUUUAACUGUGCUACUUUGAUGGUUACACCUUUUCAUGCGAGUCUUUAUAUGUCAUAUCUGUUGUAUGGAGGCAUUUUUACACAAAACUUUGGUUCUGGUUGAGCCUUUUGUUCCCACUAAUUUACCAAUAGUUGACAUUGUAUCUCUAUUUGUCUAGAGCAGAUGCACACAGCAGAAAGUUCUGCGAGGUUAUACAUUUAAGUAGCACUUACUUAAUCUGCAAAACAGCUCACAUUAGUACAAGUAAUUACUGUUAAAUAACACAUAAAGAGAGCAAGUGUUGCAGCUGGAAUGUGCAUGGCAUAUGUUACUCACAAUCAAAAUACAAAACUUAUUUUGUAUGAACAAAAUAGUUACAUUAACAUAGGCAAAUAUGAGCAAUAUUAAAAGACUUUCAUGCAGCGUUUAUUGUGCAGGAUUGUGUGUCUUUUCUUGCUACUGCCUGUCUUUAGAUUAUAAAACAGAGGCACAACUGAGACAAAAAAGUGAACCUUAUCUUAUCUUGACUUACAGUGUUAAUGAGGAAAAAAAUAAGAUUUUACUUUAUAGUGGUUACAGGUUGUCGUUACUUGAGGGGCCAUGGUGCUAGUACAUUAAAUGCAAUGAAUAAGAGCCCGAACAAUUUGGUGGCAGCAAUAUUUUUCCAAGAGGAAAAGAGCAAAUAAUGUAUCUUUGGUUUCACUGAAAUUUUUAUAAACUCUUGGAAUGGAUCCAAAAAGGUGGCAAAACUCAUACCAGGUAGUCCAAA
Messenger RNA from Oreochromis niloticus (Nile tilapia), 8388 nucleotides. RefSeq names its product phosphatidylinositol 4-kinase, catalytic, alpha a (gene pi4kaa). Gene Ontology annotation, molecular function: 1-phosphatidylinositol 4-kinase activity. Gene Ontology annotation, biological process: phosphatidylinositol-mediated signaling; phosphatidylinositol phosphate biosynthetic process. The transcript has 54 exons. NCBI's taxonomy places the organism in Eukaryota, Metazoa, Chordata, Actinopteri, Cichliformes, Cichlidae. The record is from RefSeq and is a predicted model, not a curated record. The coding region runs from base 601 to 6981 and encodes 2126 amino acids. Gene Ontology annotation, cellular component: cytoplasm; plasma membrane.